This is a messenger RNA of Trichosporon asahii var. asahii CBS 2479, 585 nucleotides long. RefSeq lists its product as uncharacterized. Gene Ontology annotation, biological process: RNA polymerase II preinitiation complex assembly; DNA-templated transcription initiation. Gene Ontology annotation, molecular function: RNA polymerase II general transcription initiation factor activity; transcription coactivator activity; protein heterodimerization activity. Bases 1 to 585 code for a protein of 194 amino acids. The record is from RefSeq and is a predicted model, not a curated record. The transcript is spliced from 4 exons. Lineage: Eukaryota; Fungi; Basidiomycota; Tremellomycetes; Trichosporonales; Trichosporonaceae. Gene Ontology annotation, cellular component: SAGA complex; transcription factor TFIID complex.
AUGACGAACGCGUCAAAGACCAUCCCGCGCGAUGGCCGGUUGCUCGCGCUGAUCCUCGCGUCCAAGGGCAUCCAGGAUGCCGACGAGCGCGUGAUCCACCAGCUGCUCGACUUUGCGUACCGAUACACCGGUGACGUGCUGCAGCAGGCGCAGGCGCUCGCCGACCACGCUGCUCGACCAGGUCCGGGCAAGAUUGAGAAGGAAGAUGUUGAGCUUGCCAUCCAGCUCCGACGGCGGCAUGAGUUUGUCGAGGCGCCUCCGAGAGAUUACCUUGUGAAUCUCGCGCACGAGCUGAACAGCCAACCUCUGCCACCGCUGCCCGAGUCGUUCGAGGUCGUGCGCCUUCCCCCUCCCUCUCAGCGCUUGACGGAGGUCACGUUCGACCUCGUUCCGGAGACAGCUGCUCUCAGCGACGAUGACCUGCGCUCUGAUUCGGAGAGCGAGAGCGACGACGACGCGGACGGUGAUGAGGAGGAGCCGCAGGGCGAUGCGGAUGGUGAGGAGGAGGCUGAUGGCGAGGAUGAGGAGAUGGAGGAGGUCGUCGCCGAGCCCGAGCGCGAGGUUGACGAGGACUACGACGCAUGA